Messenger RNA from [Candida] anglica, 2211 nucleotides. The record is from the annotation of a GenBank genome assembly. NCBI's taxonomy places the organism in Eukaryota, Fungi, Ascomycota, Pichiomycetes, Serinales, Debaryomycetaceae.
AUGUCAAGAUUUACAAGUGUAGUUUUGUUAGUACUAUCGCUUCCAUUUGUAUUGACGUUCAAUGCCACAGGGCAAUAUUCAAGACUCAAAACUCUCUAUGGGAUACCACAGAACUCACUGGUCAAACUGUUCAUCGAAUCAAAGCAUACCGGUUCUUAUCAAUUUAUGACGAAAAACUUAUCUGUAGUAAUUGCCAGAGAUCAAAGUAUAUGGAGGACUUCAUACUCUCCAUUUAAAGUACAAUGUCCAACCACACCGGUAGUUAGAAUUGCAAAUAAAACUUUAGGCGACAAGGAGAGGGCAUAUAUUACCGGCCGGAGAGCGAAAACCUCCAAAGCCCUUGCGGAAUUGUUAUCACGAAAUAGAAUCCCAGGCUUCGAUUCUCAAGCCAUUUCUAUUGAAAGGAUCAAUAUAUCUUUAUCAUUUUCUGGCGGAGGAUAUAGAUCAAUGUUAACCGGUGCUGGUGUAUUAUUUGCAUAUGAUGAAAGAUCACCCAACUCUACCCAAAUGCACCAUCUUGGUGGGUUGUUACAGGCCACAAAUUACAUUGCAGGAAUUUCCGGGGGCUCGUGGUUAGUGGCAAGUAGUCUCAUCAGCGAUUUUAAACCAAUGUCUAUAGUUGUCCACGAAGAAGAUUCUGGAUGGGUUACCUCUGAACCUUUACUUGAAGGUGUGCCAAGCUUCAACUUGGAAUCAUUACCUUCUCAAAAUAUACUUCAAACCAACUCUACCACUAAGAAGCCAACUCUUGGUAUUGUACAAACAUUACUAAAUGUACUUAGUUUUCAGAAAAGUUCUGAUUCCACAGAUGAUAGGAAACCUGGGAUUUUAGAAAAUCUAUUACGACCAAUUUUCUACAAGAAACCCAUUCCCGAUAGAACAAAUCUGAUUACCACCAUAAGCUCAUCUUGGAGAAAAGUUAUAUCGUUUUAUAAAGAUAUACACGUUGAGAUUGAAUCCAAGAAAAAAUCAGGGUUUCCCCUUUCAAUUACAGAUUAUUGGGGCAGGGCACUUGCACGAAGAAUAUUUCCCCUAAAUGUAAGGUCACCAGGAGUAACUAUUUCAUCUGCAUCAACUCUCCCUUCGUUUAAAAAUUUCGAACAGCCAUUCCCUAUAAUUUGUGCAGUUGAAACGGUCCCCCAAACCCAUUCAUCACCCAAUUAUUCACAUACUUUUGAAAUUAAUCCAUACGAGUUUGGAUCUUGGAAUUCAUAUUUGAAUGCUUUUGUAGAUAUCAAAUAUUUGGGAACUAAACUAAGAAAUGGCAUCCCGAUAUCUAAUACACUGUGUAUUUCCGGAUAUGAUAACUUGGGGUUUUUAACCGGCACAUCAUCUUCAAUGUUCAAUAAUGCUAUUGUUUACUUAUAUGAUAAUGUCAUUGAAACUAGACUGACCACACUAAAUGCAUUUUCAACCAUACUAAAAGUAUUUGGUCUUGGCCCAAUGAAUGAGAAAUCACUCCAGAAACCACAAGAUCACCCAGAUUAUGCAUUGAUAUCACCAAACCCAUUUUUUGGCUUGUCGAAUGGAAUGAAAGGAACUUUACUGACUCAAAGAAACAUUUACCUUACUGAUGGGGGUGAAGAUGGACAGAAUAUCCCAUUACAUCCCUUUCUACAACCCUCAAGACCCACUGAUGUAAUAUUUGCCUUUGAUAUGUCUGGGGACUUUCUAAAUUUCCCCAAUGGAACAAGUCUAGUUCUAAUAGGUCAACAGUAUCAUAAUAAUAGGAGAGAAGUUCCAUUCUAUCUGAAUAAACAACUCAAUUCAACUAUAAACAAGGCGAUAUUCCCCUUUGUUCCUAGUUGCGAAGAAUUUGUUGAUAAAGGAUUAAAUAAAAAGCCAAUUUUCUUUGGAUGUGAUCUAGCGAAGGAUUACCCCACUGUGAAUGGAAUAUCAAAGACAUCGUCACCUGAGUACUAUUACCCCAACUAUACACCACCCUUGAUUGUAUACACUGGUAAUACAAACCAUUCAUUUGCCUCGAAUACUUCUACAUUCCAACUUUCAUACACUAGAAGCGAGAUGUUAGGUAUGGUUGAGAACGGCUACAACCUUGCAACCCAUAAAAAUGGAACUACAGACCCAUUUUUUGCAACCUGUAUAAAUUGUGCCAUCUUGAAAAGGGAAUUCGAUAGACUUGUUUCCGUACGGAGCAACUUCACCAUACCAACCUUUUGCAAGGUUUGUUUCCAAACUUAUUGCUAUUGA